AUCAGCCUUGGACUGUGUGCGACGGCGGAGGACGCGGAACUUUCCGACUGCGUCGCGAGAGGACGCCUCCUCGUCGCUUAUUUUAGCCGGUUUGGUAAGGAUUGAUUCGGGACCGAGUCAGCUGAGGAAGGAGAGAGAACAACUCGUGCGUUGUUAUUUACGCUGUUCUGACGGUGGGAUCCAUCGCGGCGGCCCUUUUCGACGCGUCGUCGUUGUUUUUAUCAUUUUUUUUCCAUUUUUUUCCGUUGCAGUGUUCCGAAAAAACCGCCAAAAUUCCGCGCUCAACGUAUUACUUCAGUGACAGUGACAGUGAGAUGAGUUACAAGGACCGGGGUUCACCGAUCCUGCUGGAGAGCGGACUCAAGUCCUUCCUGGGACAUCCCGGACACAACUACCCCCUUCUAAACGAUACCUACUACAUACGAAAAGUUUCGAGCAGACCGUCUGGUCUACUAGUUCGGUCCAUUUUGAAAUUUAGCGUUUACCGCAUACACAAAGCUCUCUCAAAGAGCAUUUUUCACGUCCAGAACCGUACUCGAGUGAUAUUUAAAAUUGCGGGUUCAGUGUGGCCUCGGGACAAUUAUGGAUACAUUUCCAUGAGCACGUCGGACAGUGGCUGUUGCCAACAGGUGCGAGUGCCUCUAUCAGCACCCUACGAGCACCCGUCUACAGACAACGUCCCUGUGAACAGGAACUGGUCCCAAGACCAAACCUGGUUACCAAACUAUUUCAAUCAGCAGAAUGGUAUGCCGCACAAAACGUGCAUACAUCAACCAGGAAACAGUAAACCAACACAUCCACACGGUCAUGGUCAUUCGGCGAUCAAAGACUUAGCAAGUAGUAUAUUAGGGAAUGACGACAAAAAAGACGAUGGUGAGCUUUGGAACAACGUUGAUGCCCAAACUGCCUUCCUUGGGCCCAAUCUCUGGGACAAAUCAUACGAGUCGGAUCUUAAGUAUGUGGACUUGGACGAGUUCUUGUCGGAAAAUGGUGUCUCAAUGGACGGUCUAGGUUCUCAUGGGUCAGCAUCCCUUAGCAGUGGACACGGAGUCACAAAAAGGGAGCGAUCGCCCAGUCCUAGCGACUGCAUGAGUCCAGACACCAUCAACCCUCCUUCACCCGCUGACUCGAUUUCAUCCGCAUCUUUUUACGUAGCGCUAUCAAUGGCGUCGAGUUGUCGCGAUUUCGACCCACGGACUAGAGUGUUUUCAGACGAAGAGCUCAAACCGCAGCCGCUGAUCAAGAAGUCACGCAAGCAGUUCGUACCCGACGACCUCAAGGACGAUAAGUACUGGGCGCGCCGGAGGAAGAACAACCUCGCCGCGAAACGGUCGAGGGACGCCCGCCGAAUGAAAGAGAACCAGAUCGCCCUACGAGCGGGAUAUUUGGAAAAAGAAAACGUGAGCUUGCGAAAUGAACUCGAAAGAUUGAAAAAAGAAAACUUGAUGCUACAGAAUAAAUUGGCCAAGUACGAGGACGUAUAAUGCCGCCGUCGGAGCUGGUCUCUUCGUCGCCACUCACCCACCACCCACCCCCACCGCAAAAACACCGCCAACACCACGACGCCUCAUCAUAAAAACUCAUUCGCGAAUUUGUCAUUUGCGCGGGAAUUUACCAAAACAUUUUGUAUAUAUUGACACCUACUGUGUAGCGAUCACCGAGUAGUAUUAAGUUCAUUGUUUGUAUAGAGAGAAUAAAAGAAUUCAUCAUUUUGUCGUUUCGAAUUAGGAAAGCAAAAGAAAAAUCGCGGGGAGGCGUGGACGGAACUCGCACGCUUCCCUCUUUCUUUUUUUUUUUUAUAGGUAAUAUUUUAUAAUAAAUCUCGUUUGGUGUACCGUCAGUUGUUGGCUGAAACGAUCGGAGUAUCGCUGGGUGGGUAACACCCUGUUAUAGGUAGCGUAGAAUGACAUGAACCUUUAGCAUGCGUAUUGUACAUUCGGAAUACAUCGACACGGUUGUUAUUCUAUACAACCUGAGAUAGAGACUAAGGUCCACUGCAAAAAGUGACAGUAAGACAUGGAAACGUAUAAAUCAAUGAAUGGACGGAAUUUUCGGUACUACGCAACUCAAGGCCGCGGGACAUGUCAUUUUAAAUUACCUCUACCAAAACGUGACGGUAUGAGCCUACAUGCGACGGCCAAAUAUUUAUUGCAACUUUUUCAACAAUCCUCGUAUACGUUUGUUACCAUUAGCUGUUACAUACCUGCAUAUAUACAAAUAAAAAUCACACGCAAUUCUGGGUACUUGUCAUGUCUAGAAAAAUGGGAUAAAAUAAUAUAAAUAAUAAACCAUUCGUUUAAUAAAAAAUUAAAAGAAUUAAGAGAAAUUUAGAAUUACGUUUUUAUGUACACGUAAUGUGAAUGUGCUGAGAGAACAUAAAUUGUUUUGUAACUGUUAUUAUUCGAAUUAAUACUUUAAUUUACUUUAAUAAAAUUGUACACUCCGGAGUGAAUACAAAUAAUUAAGUUUUGCUAUUCGUGUAUCUUCUCUUAUAUGAGCAAUAAAUUAUAAUAAUAAUUAUAGAAGAGAGAAAAAAACUUAAAAUUAUUUUAGUAAUUGUUUUUCUUACAAGUUCUAGUAUUUUGCACAGUUCAACGUGCUAAUCAGGAGCAUACAUACUUUGGGCGCAGAAAUCAUCCCCACACAUAGUUUUCAAGGUUUAAAAAAGUAAGUAAAACAUCCAAAAACCCAACACAUACGUAAUCAAAAGAACCAAAAAUUAGGACUUGAGGAUUUUUGAUUUGAUUCACAUUGCUGUAAACAAAAGAAAUAGGACAGUUUCAACUGUAACUUUAUAAUGCUAAGCAGUGAAAUUAAAGGUAGUUCGGAAAGUUAGGUUAUGUGACAGUAGGAAAAAACAACAAGAACGUUGUAUUCAUUCUUCCAUAUUUUUUGUUGAUUUAUUUAUGUAUGGGUUAGGUUAGGUUUGGUUUGGUUGUUUUUCUUACUUUUUUUACUGCAUAAUAAGCUAGAAAUUCUGAAGUGUGGCUCGUCCGAUAAACAAUUACUAUUAUUUUUAUCCCAUUUCGCUCGCUGCAAUGUUUGGUGCGAUGAAACCAUUUUUUUAAGUUAGAUAUUUGUACAUAUACAUAUUUGUCGUUAAUUAUUCAAGAUGCAUAUUUUAAUUUUUUCACAAGUUACCUUAAAUAUUCUGCCUUCGUAAAAAUAAAUAGAAGAAAAAAAAACAAUGGUCCCCCGCAUGAUGGCAGCUGUUAAUGAUUACCGCAGUAGUCUAAAUAAUUGUUGUUGAUUGUUUUUAUGUUUAUAUAUAGUCUAUUUUUUGGUUGAAGCUAAAAGAAAUAGUGGUAUUAAUAAUACUAUGCAGUAAAGAUGAAAUAGAGAGAAAAAAAUGAAACGAAUAUUAAUUAAUGAGAGUAGUUGACAAAAUGCUCGCAAGUUCAACUUUUUUAGCUGUUAAGGAAAAGUACGUAGUUUCUAGUUCAGUUGAGAACAAGGACUUCCGGUCCUUGUUUUAUCUCUUUGAUUUGAAAUAAUGCUCUCAUCGAUAUUUAUGAACUCUAUGUGUCGACUAGCACCAGUAAAAUAUCGUCAACUUUCCAAAAUGAAUCGAAUAUAAAUUUAUAUAAGUACAUAAAUAUAAAAUACGUACCAUCGCGUCGCAACAAGUUUUAUAUAAUAUGACGUUGUUAAGAUUUGUACAGCCAGUUCAAAAUCUCAUGCGCCUUCACAAGCGCGAGAGGUGGACAUUACGAAAACAUUGACUCAGCCGUCAACUUGUGUCAUUUUUUUAACACGCGCAGCUCUACGUUUGGUUCAUGAGAUUCUGAACUAUCUCUAACGCAUAUUUUUAUAACUGUGACAUAUUCGAUAAUAUUACACGUAAACGCGUUGCGUGAUGAAAAACAUCUCGAAAACGUCUAUGUUUUCAUUAAGUAGUAAAUAAUAGAUUGUAACGCGGCCCCAAAGUUAACACGCACUGCAUUUUUUAUAUGUAUAAGGACCGACAACUCAUACCUAAAUAAGUAACAUCAUUUAUAAUAACUACAGUACAUUUGUUUUGUACUUAGUAUACUCAGCAUGUAAUACAUUUUGUGUUAUUGUUAACAAUUCGGAUUUGUGUCCACUAGAUUACAUUUCAUUAUGAUAUAUUAACAUAUAUAUAUAUAUAAGGGCGCUUUCAGACUACAUAACAAAUCAAAAUCAGAACGCGAAUUUACGAAAUAGAACUAGGCAACUUUACUUUUACAAUCAUAAUAAAAUAAUACAAUAUAUGAUUGAUUUGAAGACUUAUCCAAUUGUGUUUCAUGUUUUUUUAGUGCACGCGUUGCUCAAUUUAAAUUUUCUACCGUACAACAGUUUUGAAAUGCAUUUAUUAGUAAAAGGUAAGAAAAAUACUGGAAUGUUUACAGAAAGUAUUUUUUGUUUCUAUAAUAAAAAAAAUAAAAUUUUCUGUCAUUCUACAGGCGUAACAUGCUAAAAGUCCACCAAUAAUAAAGAAAAUAAUAUAGAAAAAUCGCUCUAACGGAAAUUUGUUCUUAGAGGCUUUUUCGUUGUUAAAAUAUCUUUAUUAGUGUCACCGCUGUAGAUCAAAAAUAAAACAAGCUAACUGUAUCUUACGCAUUAUAAAUUUAACGUAUUGUACAUUUCCAUUUUAUUUCUCCUUAGUCUGGAAGAGUCUUUAAUAAAUUCCCUAGCGAAAAAUUGUAAUAUUCCGAAGUAUACGGACAUUUUGCAGUAUCUUUGUGUAAUUAGAUAAUAAAUUAACGAAUACAUGUAGAUACUACAUGUAUAAAUACGUAUAUCAUUGAUUAAAAAUAGAUCUUAGGUAGGUACAAUACGUGUAUUUUUUGCAUUACGGAUAUGACAACAAGAAAUUGUACAAAAAAUUUCUAAGGGGUGUGUUCUUUUGUUAAUUUUGCAUGAUCGAAACAUUUCAGUUUCCUCUAAUCUGUAAGCGAUUUGAAGCAACGACGAUAAAACAUAAAAAAAAGAACGAGAUAAAUAUUAUAACCGCCUUUUAGGCAUGCCUUAUCUAUGUUGAAAGUUAUAUUGCUAUAUGUAUUUUGUAUGCAUUUUUUAUAAAACGUUUAAAUUUGACUUUAAAUAAAUAUGUACUACUAAAGCAAGAGGAAAAAAACGAUAACAACAACGCCAGUACAGAGGCAUAGAUAUUUUAUAGUUGUUGUAAAUGUUAUAAAGAAUUGUUGUUUUACGACACAAAGGUGUUUUACGCUUAAUAAGAGACACGUACCUAAUAGUUUAAUAACAAGAAAGAUAAGAAAUAAAAGAAGAUGGUAUACCUAUACCGUACCUAUACCAAUAAUAAACACUACAAAACGGCCUCUCGAUGUUAUUGAACGUGAAAUAAUCGCAUCAUAUUACCUACAUAUUUUCGAGAUCAUUAUUAUAUUGCUGCGUGUUGUCACUGGUGUUAAGAAAUAAUGUAGUUUAUUAUUUUGUUGAUAGAAGACGUAGGGUAAAAGUUGUAUCUGCCGCUGUGAGCAUUAAACAUAUUGGAGAUAAAAA
Molecule: messenger RNA, 5487 nt
Organism: Agrilus planipennis (emerald ash borer)
Lineage: Eukaryota; Metazoa; Arthropoda; Insecta; Coleoptera; Buprestidae
Gene: Pdp1
Product: hepatic leukemia factor
Exons: 7
Coding region: 315-1484 (389 amino acids)
Biological process (GO): regulation of transcription by RNA polymerase II
Cellular component (GO): nucleus
Molecular function (GO): DNA-binding transcription factor activity, RNA polymerase II-specific; RNA polymerase II cis-regulatory region sequence-specific DNA binding
Source: RefSeq, a predicted model, not a curated record